UGGUGGACGGGUGAGCGAAAGUCCGAGUAGUGUACUUUUCAGCAAAAAAAGUAUGUUUCUAUCUCAUGUCAUUAAAAAACGGCGUAUCAUUUAAUAAAACUUGCAGGACGGCGCCGACCCCGACUCCAGAGGGUUAAAACGCAGUGUGGUUCAGAUCCAGCCUGGGUUGGAGGUUCUCUCCCCCAAUUUUGUGGUCCAUGUGUACGUCUUAACCAAACCACUUUAAUUUCCAAUUUUUAUUGGAUUCCAUUUCUAGUAUCAGAUGGAAAAUCACACUUCAAACAAACAGGUGGGCCAAUGCUUUCUAAAGGGAGACACAGGACAUGAAAUUAAUUUAGAAACUGCACUGAAGGACUGUUCCAAUGCCCUUGAGCUUUUUCUUAACAACAGAUUUUGCGACGCACUGGCUCUUCUACGACCUCGGAAGAGUCAGAGCAUGUACCACGCGAUGGGUUACAGCAGUAUUUUGGUGAUGCAGGCAGGGAUGACUUUUGAAUCAAAUGAUAUUGACGUUGCCAUGGCGUCAUUGAGAGAAUCCCUGCAGACAUGUCAGAGAUUUCGUAGGAAAACUGGAAUUAUGGAUACUAUAACCAGCCUGUGGUAUGGACAAACAUACCUGACAGAAGGUAGGAGCACCAAUAUUUGGUUGUCCAGAUGCAGUGGAGAUGGGGGGCUGUCUGUACCUGGUGGGAUGUGGAGGAGAUUAGAUAGUGAGGAAAUGCAUGCAGAGCUGUGCUACGCUGAGGUUCUGCUGCUGAAGGCAACGCUCUCCUUCUUGGAUGACAGCAUAAUCGGCUUCAUCAAAGGAGGGAUGACAAUUCGAAACAGUUAUCAGAUUUUCAAGAACUGCCAGGCGAUGACAUAUGCCACAGAUGACACAGAGAGACAAAAGAGUACCUACACUCAUUUCAGGGCAGGUGUCAACAUGGGCAUUGGGUCAUUUAAUCUGAUCCUGUCUCUGUUUCCAUCCAGAGUCCUCAGAUUGAUGGAGUUUUUGGGGUUCUCUGGGGACAGGGAGUUGGGUUUGUCGGAGCUGAGAGAAGGAGCAGACAGCCAAAGCCUGCGCUCUAUCCUCUGCACCCUGACUCUGCUGAUGUUUCAUCUCUACAUCACUGUUAUAUUAGGUAUUGGUGAAGGAAAUCUUGCUGAGGCUGAAACUCUGCUAGAGCCCUACGCUAAAAAGUUCCCUAAUGGAUCCCUCAUUCUUUUCUACACUGCACGGAUCGCUUUACUCAAAGGAGACUUCACAUACGCUCAGAAGAAGUUCCUGGCGUGCAUUGCAGCACAGGAGGAGUGGCGUCAGAUUCACCACCUGUGUUACUGGGAGCUGAUGUGGUCAUACUCAUUUGAACAGAACUGGAAGGAUGCAUACCAUUAUGCCGACCUCCUGUGCAAAGAGAGCAAAUGGUCACAGGCUAUCUACGUGUUCCAGAAAGCUGCCAUCUUGAGCAUGCUCCCAGAAGAAGACGUGAUCAGACUGGGAGAGAAUGUGGAAGAACUGUUCAGACAGGUGGAUGGUCUCAGACUGAGGAUUGCUGGGAAGUCUAUUCCGACUGAGAAGUUUGCUGCGAAGAAGGCCCAGCGGUACUCUUCUCCAGUCCCCGUCAAACUUGUCGUGCCAGCUUUGGAAAUGAUGUAUGUGUGGAACGGCUACACAAUAGUCGGCAGAAGAGCCGAGUUGACUGAAAGCUUGUUGGCCACCUUAGAGAACACCGAGGAGCAGCUCAGAUGUGAUCUCAAACCGUCAGAGUAUCACCAUGAUGACCACUGCAUGGUGCAGCUGCUGAAGGGUUUGUGUCUGCGACACUUGGGCCGUAUCGACUGGGCCGAACUCUGCUUUCUAAAUGUCAUUUCCAGUGAAAACGAUAUACGAUAUAACAGCUAUCUGGUGCCAUUUACCAUUUAUGAGCUUGGACUGUUGUACAGACAGAGAGGAGAUACUGAAGAGGCCAUUGCACUGAUGGAAAGUAUUAAGACAAACUACAAAUACUACAACAUGGAAUCUAGGCUACACUUCCGGAUCCAUGCAGCACUGAACACCAUGGGAUCGUACUCUGCCAAACUUCCCCUUUCACAAACACCCGCCUAAUGACCUUGAGGCAUGGAAGCACCACUUCAAAACCAAAGGAACAAAACCGACCAACUCUUUGACGGUACUCCAGGAAAUGAUGUAAAUUGCCAUUUGGUGCUAUAGUGACUGAAAGAAGGGAUGCAUCAUACCUCACUUUCUGUCAGAGCUUGAAGCGUUACAUGCAUUUAUACUCAAGUGUGUUUGUGUGCGUUUAAAAACAGAACAAGGCAACAGAAUUUUGUUCAUAAAAGCUCUCAUUCAGAUGACAGGAUAAGUUGUGUUAAAUAGGGUUAUACAUCUUUGAUUUUGGCUUCAGUCGUGUAAUAUUCAUUUCGAAGAAAUUCACUGAUGCUGUUCCCGAAUAAAAUUCAGUCUAGGAAUGCAC
Thalassophryne amazonica is the source of this 2456-nucleotide messenger RNA. RefSeq names its product tetratricopeptide repeat protein 39B-like. Lineage: Eukaryota; Metazoa; Chordata; Actinopteri; Batrachoidiformes; Batrachoididae. Gene Ontology annotation, molecular function: protein binding. The transcript is spliced from 20 exons. Bases 263 to 2089 code for a protein of 608 amino acids. The record is from RefSeq and is a predicted model, not a curated record.